UUGAGUAGAUGAAACAAAUUGUCCUUUUGAACAGAAGAUGGACAUCUUUUAAACACAGUAUAAAAAUAACCCUAUGGUUGUUAAUUUGUUCAUUUAAGAUUGGAAAACUUAAUUUAAAAUAGACUAAAAUAUUUUUAAUGUGCCUUCAUACUGGUAUAAAAUUAUGCAACAAGUACCUAAUCAUAAGGCAUAAUCAACAGUUUCCGUUAGUAACAAGCUCUGCACAGUUCAUUAAAGGGAAGUGAAAAGAGGAUGUGCAUACAAUAAACAGUCUGAGAUUUGCCUUCUGUUUCCUCUCAGCAUUAUUUACUGUAAAAUCACUGGAGUCUGCAUUUGAGAAACCAAAGAAAACCACUUCCGACUCUCUUAAUAAUCUGGAUUUUUAAAAACUUUUUCAUGGAUUUACAGAGCGUAGACAACUUCAGCUGCUAAUGAGACUGUACAACUAAAAGCUAUUAAAAUAUGAUGGACUGCAGCCUACCAACUAACUAAAUCAACAACAAUAUAUCAAGUAAAGUGAUUCAACCGGAAAAUUCAUCUGACACCAAGACGGAAAAUGAAGCCUGUGACUGCUGCCAUAUGGGUGGCGGCCAUGUUGGUGGGAGUUCAGCAGAGCGCUUCAUCCAUCAAUAUCAUCGUAGACCGCUCAUCCAGAAACCUCUCCUCUGUCCCAACGGACCUGCCGCAGACGGUUGAGUUUUUAGAUCUCUCACGCAACCACAUACGACAGCUUAACAAAGGAGACUUUAAAGACAUCACUCUCCUGAGGUUCCUCAACAUGUCAUGGAAUAGUUUGGAAGAGAUCAAUCCUGAGACAUUCCUGGACACGCCACUCCUGGAGGAGCUAGACCUGUCUCACAACAAGCUGAAGAACCUCUCGAGUCAGCUGUACCUGCUCCAUACAGGGAACCUUCGUGGACUAAACCUGGCCCGCAACAAAUUCCUCACAAUGACACUGGGGAGUGAGUUUAGUUCCCUGGUCAAACUGGAGAGAUUGGCACUUGGAGCAGAAAACAUCAGUGUGGGUGAUUUAAAAAAUAUUGCUAAAGUGAAACUAGAUACACUGUCCCUCUUCCUGGAAGAUGAACUUGUUUAUGAAGAAGGCAGUCUGAAGGACGGUUAUGCUCAAAAGCUGCAGAUAGCCUUCAUUGAUAAUCAAAUAAACCACUAUUUGGUUGCUGAUGCACUGUCACUCUUUGAUGAGGUGGAGUUGAUGAAUUUGACAGGUGGAUACAAGGACCUUGCUACACAGUUGAGUGAGAGAAAAAAAAUCCAUACAUCUCAUCUUUACCUUACCAACAUAGUGAUCAAUUGGCUAGACUUAACUCACUAUGUGAACGUGGUUAUGAGUACCACUAUUACCCAUCUGACUGCCUCUGAUGUGGCUAUGAAGAAUUUGCCUCGUGAAGACUCUAAUGUGACCGAAACAUCGAAAAUGAAAUCCUUCACAGCCAGACGGGCUGUGGUGAUGUCUUUCUUCUUUUCACAGAAGGCUGUGUACAACUUCUUUAUCAACAUGCCAGUGGAGAGUUUGGCAAUCGUGGAGACAGCCAUCAUACACAUGACAUGCCCAAACACACAGAGUCCUAUCCUCCAGCUGAACUUUUCCUAUUGCGCUAUGUCGGACACCAUCUUCUCCAGUGCGAAAAGUCCAGAAACUCUUGAAUGUAAGAAUCUGGGCAACUUGAGGAAACUGAUUCUAGUAGCCAACAAUCUCAAGAGCCUUCAGUUGCUGAGCAAACGUGUACAAUACAUGUCGUCUCUGCAACAUCUGGACCUUAGCCUCAACUCAUUGGUUUAUGACGGUCUGUCAGAAUGUGUAUGGCCGUCAAACAUCACCAAUAUGACUCUGUCCUCUAAUGGUCUGACAGACUCUGUUUUUAAAUGUCUACCAAAAGGAACAGAGAACCUGGACCUCCAAAACAACCAGGUUUCUGUGGUGCCAUCAUCCAUCUUCAAACUGGACAAACUUUUGUCUCUGAACCUAAAUGCUAAUAGGCUGCGGGACCUGCCCGUAUGUAAUGGUUUUCCCAUACUCAGUCUGCUUUUACUCAAGUCAAAUUCCCUCCACGCCCCAACUGUAAGCAAGCUGGAAAGCUGCCCCAAACUGAAAGUCCUGGAUGUCAGUUACAAUCCCUUCACCUGCACCUGCGCUCUAAGGUAUUUCAGAAGUCUAGGUAUCACGUCUGAAAAGAAGAAAAGUAACACAGGAGUUGAACUGCUGAACUGGCCACAUGACUAUUACUGCAGCUACCCAGAGGCUGUUAGAGACGCCACCUUAAAAUACGUCCUGAUCCCAGAGGUCACCUGCAAUGUUGGCCUUCUAGCUGCCACCAUUUUGUGCCCAGCAGUGUUAGUGAUCAUUGUAGUUAUGACCUUGUGCAACCGUUGGGAUGUUCCAUGGUACAUGAGAAUGAUCUGGCGGUGGACCAGACAUCGUGCUAGAAGGCAAGCUCGACCUGAAGAUCUGGUGGGUGUUGAGUUUCACGCUUUCGUGUCUUACAGCCAGCGUGAUGCCGACUGGGUUCAAAAUUCCCUCCUUCCCAACCUUCAAGGCCCUGCAGGAGGGCUACGCAUCUGCCAUCAUGAAAAGAACUUUGUACCGGGAAAGACAAUUAUUGAGAACAUCAUCAGCUGUGUGGAGAAAAGCCGUCGAUCUGUAUUUGUGCUCUCUGCUCACUUUGUCAAGAGUGAGUGGUGCCAUUAUGAGCUGUACUUUGCCAGCCACCAACACCUCGCCCGUGGCUCAGACAGCAUUGUGUUGGUACUGCUUGAACCUCUGCCUCAAUACCUCAUUCCAUCCAAAUACUACCAGCUGAAGUCCAUGAUGGAGAGGUACACCUACUUGGAGUGGCCUCAAGACAGGGCCAAGCACAGGCUGUUCUGGGCGAAUCUCAGAGCUGCCCUACAGGCAGAUCUGCCAAAUGCACCAGUUGAAGAACUAGAGGAGUGACUGUGGAGGGCAGACUUAAAGCGGAAGAAGUUGGAAGAGGAAGUGGAAAUGGGACGGAGGGGAGAGUUAGUGAGAGGGAACAUCCUAGGAGUAAAAACAUUUAAGUGCUCUGGAGAGACUGAGCAAAAAAGUAGUGUGUACAUAUUCUAGUCUUCUUUCUUUAACACAUGAGCUAAAGCAUCUCAUUUUUAAUC
This is a messenger RNA of Thunnus maccoyii (southern bluefin tuna), 3147 nucleotides long. RefSeq names its product toll-like receptor 1 (gene tlr1). The record is from RefSeq and is a predicted model, not a curated record. Gene Ontology annotation, cellular component: membrane. Gene Ontology annotation, biological process: immune response; inflammatory response; toll-like receptor signaling pathway. Bases 557 to 2953 code for a protein of 798 amino acids. NCBI's taxonomy places the organism in Eukaryota, Metazoa, Chordata, Actinopteri, Scombriformes, Scombridae. The transcript is spliced from 2 exons. Gene Ontology annotation, molecular function: transmembrane signaling receptor activity; protein binding.